AUGCCGGUUGGUCUUUAUCGCCAUGGAACUUUGGGAAGUUUGAAUUGGAACAACAGAAGUUACAGUGAUGAAACUAGAGAUUUUAGGAAAAGGAAAGAUGAUGGAGAUCUGCCAAAGCUUACAAGGCUGGAAGGGACACCUCUAAUUGCUGCUCCCCUCCUCAUUGCUUCUCCAAUCGCUGGCAUGCAUGCUCCUUCUUUAUGGUGUCACAGACAAGGUGGAAACAAACUAAAAAACCUCCUCACGGGUCAGCGGUGGAGAUCAGUAGAUCCAGGAGAGAAGAGAGUGUGUGGGGGAGAGAAAGAGAGAGAGAGUGAGGGGGGUGGCGGGCGGCGGCCGCGGCGGAGAUGGGGGUGGGGUAGGACGAUCUACGAGGGGACGGUGGUGGUGGGAUCGCUAGGCCUGCUCGGGUGGGCGGGGCUGUGGUUCCUCAACCGAAGGCUAUACAAGGAGUACGAGGAGAAGCGGGCCCUUGUCCAGAUCCUCUUCAGCCUCGUCUUCGCCUUCUCCUGCAACCUCUUCCAGCUCGUCCUCUUCGAGAUCCUCCCGGUCCUCUCCAAAGAGGCUAGAUGGCUCAACUGGAAGAUUGACCUGUUCUGUUUGAUAAUGUUGUUAGUGUUCAUAUUGCCAUAUUACCAUUGCUUUUUGAUGCUUGGUAACAGCGGAGUGAGGAAAGAACGAGCUGCACUUGGAGCAUUCUUAUUCUUACUGGCAUUUCUUUAUGGUUUUUGGCGACUGGGAAUUCACUUUCCGAUGCCUUCUCCAGAAAAAGGGUUCUUCACAAUGCCUCAGUUAGUUAGCAGAAUUGGUGUAAUAGGCGUGGACCCGUCAUGGCUGUGUAUCUGGCUUUGGUGCUGUCAAUCUGCCUUACAGUUAUCUAUCCCUAUUCAUCAGGUGACUAUAUAUUAUUUGUGGUUGUAUUUCUUACUAUUCGUAGAAAAAAGCUUCUCGGGGAACUUUUUUUUUUUGGGAACAAGUUCCUUCUUCCAUUCUUAAAAUUAAGAUUACAUUCAAUAAUC
Messenger RNA from Phoenix dactylifera (date palm), 1019 nucleotides. The record is from RefSeq and is a predicted model, not a curated record. NCBI's taxonomy places the organism in Eukaryota, Viridiplantae, Streptophyta, Magnoliopsida, Arecales, Arecaceae.